UGUUAAUUUUUGUUGUUUUUCACUUUAUAUAUUCACUUUGUAUGUUGUCUACCUCACUCGCUUUGGCAAUGUUAACACAUGUUUCCCAUGCCAAUAAAGCCCUUGAAUUGAAUUGAAUUGAAAAUUGAGUUGCACCACGUUCUUACCUGGUGGAUGUUGGUGGCUCCCUCUAUCGUCGCAAUCGGGUGGAUCUGCGUGUAGCAGAGCAGAUAAACCAGAAUACGCCAUACACUCACCUAGAUGAGCUGGAUCACAGUCCUGGCCUAAGGGUAAGGGGUGCAGAAUUGAGACAUGGGCCAACUGAAGGUGAGGCUUCUACCCCACCAAGCUUUCCAGCUCGUGCCCCUAAUCCUACCCCUGUCAGAGCCAAUACUUACUCACGGGUGGGUCGGCUGUGCAAGCCACCGGACAGGCUUACUCUGUAAGCAAGGGACUGUUAACUUGCCCUCGGUUAAUUCAAAUCUAUAUUUGUUCUUAAAUAAUUAAAUUGAAAUUAAAAAAGGAAGAUGACAACUGAAGUAAAAAAGAAAAUGUAAUGCUUUUUCUAUUGUUAUGACUUCUAUUGAAAAGGAUGAUGUUACGGAGUCUAGUUGAUAGGUAAUCGACUAGACGGACUGUUCCCCGGGACUCCAGUUGUUGCCAUUCGUACAAUGCACAAACAAGGCUAUUGAACCUGACAUUGGUGUCUGUCGUUAUUCCUUUAUCUAACAUAUCAUACUGAAACAAUGUUGUGGGGUUUUACCUGUAGUCCUAGUCUACAAUGAAAUCACAGUGUUUUGAACAAUCAUUUUGGUUACGUCCCUUUGAUUUGAUAAACUUUCAAAAACACCACUAGUAUAGGCUAAGUCAUUUUAUGUUAGGACCUAUUUGUUUAUAAUUUUAUAGCAUACCCUACCCCAAAUUCAGUCAGUCAGUCAGUUGGUCAAUCAGUCAGACAUCAUGUUUGUUCAUAGGCUAUCCCUGGUCAACUGUCAGCUCGUGCGCUACUUGCAUGUAGGCUAUGACAGGGUAUGAGGUGCGCGUGGUGUUUAACUUUAAAGAGCUCCGCUAUGGAGUGGACUUGUGAGUCAGUGUCAAGGUCAUUUUCUAUCCUAAUGAUAAUAACUGACAAACAAUAGCUCUGACCAAUUCCCGAGGUUUGUAAGACCAUGGGUAUAAUAAUAAUUAGUCAAAGACUCAGCUUAUGCAAAAGGUUAGUACAGUUUAUUCAGAGAACGUUCUGGCGUGUAUAGUACAAAGCAAUUAAUAUUAUACUGACUUCUCACGCCCACACAUUCACACAACCAUACGCACAACCAUACACACAUGUCCUGCUACGCACAUUAGUGGCCUUGUCCUUGAGACGUACUCCCCGUUCUCUCCCAAAUCUCUAGUCAGGUCGGCACCAAACCCAGGCAGUCUGUGUUUAAAAUACCAUAAAGACAUAUUGUUUUACCCUAAUUCUGACUAGGACUACACAUUUAUUGAUUAUGAUUUUAUACAUUCUAAUCAAUUCCAUACAUUCAUAUGUUUCAGGGAGGAAUAUUCUAAUCAUUCAAUUAACAGACAAUUCUCACCUAUCAGUCAGUCAAUACAUCCACACAGUGAACCACACUGGAUACGCACUCGUAUUAGGUGGUGGUUUUAAAAACUGCAACAGCUGAUAGGAACAUAACAAGUAAGUAUCCUAUAUUUUGUUCAUAGCCUAUAGAGGCUAUGGAAGUAUUUCUUUGAGAGGUAGACAAUUAUGCACACCUCUGAUUUCACUUCACACAUUUUCUGUUUCUAAAUGUGUGUCUGAUGGCCAUAUGAUCUGUCACAGUAGGUCGGUAGACUAUAUUUUACUUUAGCCUUCUUCUCUUAGGCUAUUUGUCUCUGCAUUCCCAUCUCUUUGCCACUCAGGGCUCUCUCUCUCCUAUCGCACCUAUCGGAUGAUGGUUUUACUCCAUGGCUGGAGACUUCUCCAGUGCCUUUGUAUGCUGCUCUCUCCACCGCCUCCUCCAACACCAUGCCCAACUUUUUGAUCGGAACCGACGGGAGCGGGGGAGUGUGGCUCGGCGGCUUCAUGGCUCCCGGUAACCUGGACGAGAUCGACUCUGGCUGCUGGGACUUGUCUUCCCUCAUGGUGAUACAGACACGGCGGCUGCGCCUGGCGGACAGCCGGGGCGCACUGUGGGAUUUCAUGACAUACCUGCGCACGUCGCAGAAGCACAACGAGCUAUUACUAGAGCUCACGCAGCACUUCUGGGCCAUGUACGUGGACUGCAUGCUGUUCCGCGCGCACGGACUGGGGGAAGCGUGGCUUCAGCACAACGCUGUCCAAGCUGCGUGUCAUGGAAGUCUCCCCAAAUUAUGCACAGAAUAACGCAUAGAGCGAGUGUUGUCUUUAGGCACAAGACUAUGCGUAGACCUACUUCAAGUGUGACAAGAGUUUCAGAUGAACCAUUCUAAUCUACCACCCUCCCGAUCUAGUGUUUUAUUAUUUAGAGUUCUCCGAUAGGUGGCUGAAAAAGAUUGGAUGUGUAUGAACAGUUCUUAGCACCAUGAGUAGCCUACACCGAGGACAUGGCCUUUAAUAUGGCUCUUUGAAGAGAUAUGCAAGUAAGUCAGACACAUUCAAAUCUGAAAAGUUGUCUGAAGUCAAGUUUAUAGCCUAAUUUCAUAUCCCAUCUGUUGUGUGGACCCCCGUGAUAUGCAUUAGGAAAGUCUGCUGCAUUAUCGCCACAUUUUCAAGAAACUCAAUGUUACUUUUCAGCUGAUGCGUUGUUAAUCAUUUUGAAAAAUAACAAUAAAGAAAGUUGCACAAUU
Molecule: messenger RNA, 2787 nt
Organism: Oncorhynchus gorbuscha (pink salmon)
Lineage: Eukaryota; Metazoa; Chordata; Actinopteri; Salmoniformes; Salmonidae
Product: protein FAM237B-like
Exons: 1
Coding region: 1988-2344 (118 amino acids)
Source: RefSeq, a predicted model, not a curated record